AUGCCCCCGGCAUCGCGGAGCCUCGAAGACUUGGUCAACGAGGGCUUGACGCCGGACAGGUACGUGAUGGACAACGCUGACUUGCACUCUGUCGAGAAGUACGACGACCCUUUCACGCAACAGUUGCAGAAGUGGUGGACAGCGCAGACCAGACACGAGCAGAAUCAGAACGAGCGGAACAUGACACUGCUCUGCAGUGGCCGGAGUUCAAGUUGCGUGAUGUCGAGGCUUUCUCGUGUAUGUACAAACACCUGUGUUUGCAGGUUACUGGGCAUCCUGGGCUUGGAUCCGAGAAAAACGCGGCAGAAGCACACUUCGGAGCAGAAGAACAUUUCGGCGGGAUGGCUUUUGGAUAGACCACUGCAACCAUGCUGGCGAGACCCGACGCUGCUGAACAAUGUCGCAGAGGCCCGGACCGGCGCUCGAUGUCUCAAGGCUCUUUCUCUGCUCCCUGUUUUCAAGGGCGACUUCGUGCAGUCCCACACGCUGGAGUAUCUGUUUUGCUGCGAGCAGGGAGCCGAGCAUAGACUGCUCCGCUGCAAGAUCUCCAGAGAGUUCAUCAAUGCCAACUUCCUGCCCGGCAACAACUCCAAGGUUUUCCUGCAGAUCGCAAAUGCGGCCGGCUGCCGGACUACAAAAGGCGCCGUGGAUUUCAAGGAUGUCGCAGCCAAAGUCCGCAAGUGCCUUCUCAAGAAGAUUCGCGUGCGAGGCAAAGACGUGUCUUUUCCGAAGAUCGACCCGGCGCUGGCAACGCAGAACUCGUGCAAAGCCGUGGAGGUCCUCCAGACUUGGCUGUGCGGCCGGUGGGGUGGCAAGAAGCGACAGCUGCCGCCGCUGGUCUUGAAGCUCCAGACCUGCAACAAGGACCGGGUGUGCCACGGUGUGGACGAAGAGGAAGUGUCAGCAACGCUGAAAGCGGAGUUCUCUGCCGAACCAGCCGCGAAGUGUCAGCAGCGCUCAAAGCCUAAACCCUAA
Molecule: messenger RNA, 975 nt
Organism: Symbiodinium necroappetens
Lineage: Eukaryota; Dinophyceae; Suessiales; Symbiodiniaceae
Source: the annotation of a GenBank genome assembly